AUGGACAAUGACAUUGGACGUCUUGGAUUCAAUGUUCUUGGUAAUCGUGACAGCUAUAGUGACCACAACAUCGACGUAAUCAUUCAUGGUGAAAGUUGUUCUGUUGGCUUUUACCAACGUCCGACCUUCGCAACGAGCCCAUUGACUCCACCACUUGGAACAUCUACUCCAACCUACCGCCCACACAUCUCCGACUUCAAAAGUCCAGUUGAUGCCGGAAGUAGCUAUCGCCGUCCAAUCUCCACAAUUGAGGAUUUCGGUAUGAAAAUGACAUUCAAAACUUACCCACCAGAAGUUUCUAAACAGCAACAAAAUACAUCGGUUAUCCACGUGCAUAGAAGUAAAAACCGGGAGGAUCGACGGACGGCGGCUCGACAAGAAACUGCGAUUUGGUCUACGGUGAUGGCGGACGUGAUUCUUUGUUUGGCACAAAUGCCGGAAAUUCCUUCUCUCGCACUGGCGUUAAACCCCGUGAUCCAUCGUAGAAAUUCCAUCGAACGGGCCAUUCACUACGUUCAUUCAUUCUCCAGAAAGAUCUUGCUAUGA
Molecule: messenger RNA, 546 nt
Organism: Caenorhabditis remanei
Lineage: Eukaryota; Metazoa; Nematoda; Chromadorea; Rhabditida; Rhabditidae
Exons: 3
Coding region: 1-546 (181 amino acids)
Source: RefSeq, a predicted model, not a curated record